This is a messenger RNA of Tricharina praecox, 2086 nucleotides long. Its product is annotated as kinase-like domain-containing protein. The record is from RefSeq and is a predicted model, not a curated record. Lineage: Eukaryota; Fungi; Ascomycota; Pezizomycetes; Pezizales; Pyronemataceae. The transcript has a single exon. Bases 390 to 1784 code for a protein of 464 amino acids.
GCGAAUUAGCCAAGCGGAUUGAUGGCUGGGACCUGGUACUACAUAACUCUAGCACUCUACAACAAGAGGCCCGCAACGACCACGGCACCGGUGACAAACCUCAAGUCGAUACUGUUCGCCUUUGGACUGAUUAUGUCUGUCAGUUUUGAUGAUUCUCGACGCCCUGGUUCCCUUACUGCUCUCCUCAGCCUUGAAACUCACACGAUACCCAUCCCCCCCGUUUACUCCAAGCAGCAUGGCGCUUACGUCUACGUAACUCAGCUGAAGUAAUACCCAGAGUACCAUGUCUGACGUCGGGUUAAACUGCUUUAUAGCAAGGGAAGCUGCACAAUUCAAAGAAAACAACCACGUCCUCCAGCAAGCUACCUACAUUUCCACGUUAUCGACAAAUGUUUAACAUUAGGGAUAAACUGCAGUUGAGCGAGGAAUGCCGGGACUGGGAUGAUGCAGAUAUCCGGCCAUAUAUCCCAGUCAUCGACGCAAUCAAUUUCAAAGCGCUCAUCGCCGCCGCUCGCAAAUGUCGUAUCACGGUUGAACCGCAUGCCCAAAGCCUCUCUUGCUCGAUAGAGUCCAACAUAUUGGGCUCCUACCACGUCAUCUCCGUGCUCGUCUUCUCCGACGGUCUCAAAUGGGUCGCAAAGGUCCCGCGGUAUGGCAUCGCGCCCACCUUCGGAGAGCUCACUCAGGAGAGGAUGCUCUCCGAGAUCCUGACGCUGCGCCUCAUCCGCUCAAGAACUGCAGUUCCCGUCCCCGAAAUCUAUGACUGGGAUACUACUCGAUGCAAGAUCGGUGUGCCGUACAUACUCAUGACAUUCCUGCCUGGAACAUCUCUCGACAGGCUGUGGUUCGAUCGAGAUUGGGCGACGGAAGAGAUGCGGAUGCACGUCCUCGGCAAUCUCGCUAGGACGAUGUCGGAUCUCCACUCCCUCCGCUUCAAUGAAAUAGGCUCGUUAAAGUUCGAUGAGAAGGGAGACUUCUCCGGGGUUGGCCCAGUAAUCUCUCAGACCGAAGGCGACAUCUUCCAUCCGGAAUUCGAUAUGAUCGACGGGAACCAGACGAUCAGAUGGCCGCCAGCUUCAGCAUACGGCCCAUUCAGAACGGCAAAGUCGUUUCUACUGGCCGGAGUCGAGGCACUGGAUGCGGAGAAGGGACUGAGUCCGGUUGCGAGGAAACAGCGGACAGCCGAUAUUGCGGUCCUCCAUUUCGCUAUCGAGUCGAUUCCGGAACGCCUGUCGCUGGACGACGGUGACUCGUUCAUUGUGGCCCAUCCAAACCUCGACGCUCCAAACAUUCUCGUUGACGACGACGGCAACAUCACCGGCGUGAUCGACUGGGACGGAGUCCAAACGAUGCCCAGAGGAUAUGGAUUCUCCUGCUACCCUUCGUGGAUAACUCGGGAUUGGGAUCCGAUCAUGUACGGAUGCAGCGAACCGGGCUAUGAGGACACGCCCGAGACGCUAUCUCGAUACCGACAAGCCUACGCCUCCGCCUUCCAGGAUGUAAACCUCCCCUCCUGCGAUUACAUUCCCGAUGAGACACGCCUCUCGCACAUCUACGAAGCUAUCUACAUCGCCGCAUCAAGCUACUGGAACCUCAGCCCAAUCGACAAGCUUUUGGAACACGCCUUUCGCGGGACCUCAGAUGAACCUUUUGUUGUCGAAGACUUUAGGCGGAAUCUAGCGAAUGAGCUGGAAUGCGGGAAGGGAGACGAAUUACUGGCGCAGAUCAAUAUGGCGUUUAGGAAAAUGUGGUAUCCCGAGUGGGAGUAUGGCCUGGCGCUAUAGAAUAAGGUAUUCAAACGAGUUGCGAGAUCAUCCGACCGGAUAGGGGCGAACUAUACUCGGGUCCAUUUAUGCGUGUGUGUAUGUGUUUAAUGUAAUUGCUUUCUGUACUUUUGCGGGUGGAUUGGGUCGGUGGCUGUUGUACGUAAUGAGUACCUAUUGGCUGUCCAUUCAGAGAAAGCGCUGUAUGGGAUAAAGAAUGAUUGGGGUCGUAACGUUUGAUUUCCGAGCACAUGUUUGGCCGAAGACCCGGUCGGAGCAGUGCCGUAGAGUAGGUUUAGUCGUAUUCAAUUGUGCUUAACCAG